Molecule: messenger RNA, 933 nt
Organism: Colletotrichum phormii
Lineage: Eukaryota; Fungi; Ascomycota; Sordariomycetes; Glomerellales; Glomerellaceae
Exons: 3
Coding region: 106-933 (275 amino acids)
Source: RefSeq, a predicted model, not a curated record
CUCCUCAUCUGCGUCUACACCCUCCUCGAUCCCAGCGCAGGCGACGUCUGGCGACACCUCGGCUUCGCCAUCCGCCUCUUUCUCGACCUUUCCCACCGGCCUUCCAUGGAAGUGGACAAGGACCAUGCUGUGUUUUGUAUGCUGACUAGGACGUUGUAUACUCUCGAGAGUCUUGUGUCGAUUGCCUUUGGACGACCAAGCCUACUAGUCAUCGGAGACGACCUCCGUCGCUUGGCCUCUGAGAGCUUCCACCCUGCGUCAACACCCCAACUUGACAUCGCCCUCCUCAAACUACAAAUCCACAACACAAUCCUCCAACACCACAACAAACCUACCACAACCACCUCUCCAGCUCUCUCCCACGAGACUACACCAACCCUCCGAUCCACCUGCGAAAUCUACCGCCAAACCCUCGACUCCUGGUCCGCAACUUGGAAACAAUUUACAACAUCCUCAUCCCCAACAACCUCUCCAGCCUCAAAAGACGCCCUCCUCGCCUGGGGCUCACUACACCACCACCACGCCCUCUCCCUCAUCACAUCCCUCUGGCCAGCACCAGGCGGAAACGCCCUCACCAUCUGCGGCGGCGUAGCACAGGCCGCGUUACAGCUCCUUCGACACCAGCAGAUGUUCGCGAACCUUCCUUGCAAAGCGGAGGAGGCGGAGGGAGGGGCACCGUCAUCAACCGAAGAAGAGGUUUUGGUAUUUCCUUUUGACUGGACAAUGAGCCACCUCGCGUUUCAAGUAGGUCUCCGUGCCAUGGGGGAGAAGGACACGACGCUGCUGCCGACUAGUGAGAAGAAGAAUCCGGCCGAGUGCCCGCCACUCCAGCAAUGUUUUUCAACGCUGUUACUACUAGAAGCUGACGCUUCCAAGCUUCUGAGAGGACAGUCUCAGGUCUUCGAGGCGCUCUCCGAGAGAUUCAACAUGUAG